GGCCAGACCUGCUUGCUAUGUGGGAUGUUGAAUGGCCUCUAAGUAGAAUGACCAUUGGAAAGUUACCUGCAAAUGCCCCUGAAACACUUGUGCAGAUAAGAGGACAUUCCCCUCUGUUGAUAAAUUAACCAGCAUAUCGACAAAAUGCCCCAAUGCGGUCAGACACUGUGACAGUAAGAUUCCCAGGCAAAAUACAACAAAUUUUGAGUACUCUUGUAGAGUAGAUAUAGUUAAUUUAAAAAAACAAAACGAAACCACACACAUCUUUUUUUAAGCCAUUUGGAGUCUUUGUUAAGUCUCUUUAAACUGGACAUGAAACUACACUUUUUUAUUUUCAUGCUGUACUCAAUAUUACUGCUAAUAUACAGCAUCCAUGUCUUUCAUCUACGGGAGAAACUGAACAGGACAGAAACAACAUCAAAAGACAAAAUAACUCGUGAAAAAGUGACUCGUGCCAAAUCUGACAACACGAGCAACAAGGUCAGCUGGAGAAGGUGACGGUGAAUACUUUUUUUUCUUGUUCUACUGUCUUUACUAUUUGGGUAAUAAUAACAAUUAUUACAGUAGCAUUUAUGACAUGUCAUAAGAGUAUAUGAGGAAAUAUCAGAAGGAGAUGAUGCUAAGAUGCGAGCAAAAAUAUUCACUGAAGAUACUUCACACUUACUUUUAUGGGGCAGGGCAGUGAUAGUUUCCCAUUUUCUUGUUGACACUCAUUCAUGCCAAGAUAUAAUGACUUGUUAUAUUUACAUAUUUUAAUGGGAAGUUUAAAUGGAGGGUUUUUUUGUUUGUUUGUUUUUUGUUUUGUUUUGUUUUGUUUUAUAAUUCAUGUGUUGGAAAGGGGUUUGUUUGAAAACACUGAAUGUCCUUGAGGGAAGAAAGGGGAACAGUGGAAUCUACAUGGACAUAACGGCAUGGUACCAUGUGCUCUCUGGACACUGUGGUUAGGCUGGCAGGUGCUUUCUUACAUUUAUUGCACGUUUCCUGAAAAACAAGAAGACAUCAUUGGUAGUGUUUGUGCCGAGGCAAAUAGGAACUGUGGAAAUCGAAAUAACAUCAGCAUAAUACACAGGAGAAUGUAGGAGCUUUCAUUGUUGGUUGUGAUUGGAUAGAACCUUAUUUAUUAGAGGUCCAAACAGUGACAGCUCCAGGGAGCCUUCUUUUUUAUGUUACUAAGAAUAAUUAGACAGAGUUUAGUACUGAAGCUUAAAGGGUAGGUGCAUGUGUCAACCUCUGGGACUAGUAAUUGAAGUCAGUUUGGAGGUGGCAUAAACUUAAAUUACUCUCAAAAAGUAAGUUGAUUUCCAUAGACUCCUGUGUUAAAUACCCAAUUUUAUAGCAUGGGCAUGACCAGUUCUACUUGUCAAUGGAAUUAUCUGACAAAUAAUAUGUCUUGCUGUGCAGUACAGACACUACAAGAAGAUUGCUCAGAACUUAGUAUGUCUGUCUAGGUGUUGUACCGGCAUAUUUUAUGAAUGCCGCUUGCUAACCAAGGUUGCUACCACUCCUGGUUACCCAACACGGCGACAGACAAAAUACCAAUCUUUAAGGAGCAUUUACAAAGGAAAAAGCAACAUGGUGAUCAGACACUUCAAAUUAGCAAAAAACUAUUUAAGCAUAAAAACUCACAUAGACAGAACAAUAUAAAAUCCCCAGAUGCAAAGAGUAGUAAACAGUGAAAUGUGGAUCAUUAAACAUUAUGUUGUUCACUUCUAAGUUCUUGUUAAAUAAAUUAUUUAAUAACUGAUCAAAGUGUUUUAAUUAUUGUGCCUUACAAAGUCCUGAUUGCAACAUUGUAAUAUGCUAAUGUGAAUGAAUCAUCAUAAAUCAUACUAACUGUCAGAAUCCCUGAGACACAGGACAAGGGAGGGAAAUUAGGGACGGUGAAUCUGAAUGGACCAUGUUCUGCAUCUCCAUUGCUUUUGGGUCUGUGCUGAGUCGUGUCUCCAAAGCAGCUAGUGCUUGUCAUGACAGUAAUCCUCAAACCAAAUGGAGGUGAAAGGAGCUGCUAAGCUUCAGGAGGAGUUCCAUCAAGCAUGGCUAGUUUGUGGGACUCUAGAGGCAGCUGGAAGCUAUUGGCAGGCCAAGCAGAAUGCGACAAAUAUGGUGAAGCAAUUGAGCAGGGCUCGAAGUGGUUCUGGUAAGCCUUUAGACAAUUCAGGAGAAAAAGCAGCUUCCUCUCUACACUGUGUAUAUUGGGGGUGGGACUAUUCUGUCAUUCCAGAUAUUAUUCCUUCAACCACUCCCCCAACUAUAUCAGGCAGUGAAAGGAAUGAUUUGUCCAUCAAUGGAGGUGAGGUCACAGAGACAGUUAACAACUCCAUGGUGGCAGGGCUUCUGGAAUGGAUGAGAUUCACCCGGCUCUAGAUGCUGUGGGGCUGUCAUGGCUGACGCACCUCUGCAACACUGACUGCAACAGUCAGGGACAGGGCCUCUGGAUUGGUAGACUGGGGUGGUUCCCCUUGUCAAGAAGGGUGUCAGCAAAGCGUGUUCACUUGAUUUUAGAAGCUUUGGACGUUACAAAGUUAAAGAACUUCACUGCACAGCAGUGGUUUGUGCUUUGUCUUAAUAAAAGUAUGAAACUGAGGAAUUUAUGCUUUCUAAAUAAAACUGCUAUGUUUAGAAAUUCUGUGUUGAAAAUCCCUUGCUCUGUUAAAAAACAAAAAAAAUUAAUUAAAUAAAAUUAAAAGACUUUUUGACAAAAACUUUGAAUUUCAGAUGUGGGCUAACAGGGUUUUCCUCAUCUGUAUGUCCUGAUGCGAGUGUUCUCUUCCAGGAUGACACUGCACACAUCCAUAGCAUACAAAAGGUGAUGACAACAACCAGAUCUCAGCUCAGCUAUGACAAAUUAGAAAGUCCUCUCCAGCAGCAUCAUCAAAAACCCACAUGAGGAAAUGUCUUUUGAAACAAUAGUGUUCAUCCCUUCAGUAGAGUCAGACUUGGAAUCAGUACUAGAAGCUACUCUGGCAGAGCAUGGUAGCCUGACACUUCACAGGAACUGGGAUCAGCAGUGUGUGUUUAGGGUUUUUAAUCUUAAAAGCUAUAGCAAGAGUCAACUUUCUUCAUUUAUUUCUUUUCUAUUAUUUUUGCUAAUAAUUGGAGAAAAAUAAAGAUUCUUCAUUACGGUAGGGGAUUUUUAAUUUAUCAUUGUAAAGCUUUAGGAAGAAUUUAGUUGUAAAUUAUCAUUUAGACUUUGUUAGAGUAAAAACACGUUUCAGUCCCAUGUAAAAAUUAAGCUACUGGUUAAGCUUCAGGGGAAUCACACAAAUGUCCACUGUGUCUACUGUAGCUCUGAGAUUUUAUAAAGUCGCAUUAACUUCAAAAGAAAAAGUUACAACUUAUCGCCAGGUGAGUUGGUGUGGAUAGCCCCACGGGAAUGUCGGAUUGACCCACUUGUUUAAUCCCUGUAGUGCCCCCUAGUGUGUGGACGUGAAUUUCUGAAAUUAAAAAUGUAUAAGUGAAUAACUCUAUUGAGUAAUUUACAAUGUCUUUAAAACCUAACUACACCCAACCAUCACAGGAACUGGGAUGAUUUUUCUUUGUACAGUUUCGGUCAGAGGCUCUCUCCCUGCGCAGGUAUAAACAUUUAUAGAUGCAUUUGAGUGACAACAUGUUUGCUGAUAUUCUUCACCAAGAUCUUCUAUAAAUAUUUAUAACAUUUAUUUGUUUCGACAGUAAUCUGAUAGUAGGAUACCCCUGCUCGAAAGAUUAGUUUGUGUUUCUCUAAUGUUUACUGUUAUAACAUUAAAUAGAAGGUGUGAAAGGCACCACACAGGUGAUUCAGUUGUCAGUGUGUGUGUGUGUGUGUGUGUGUGUGUGUGUGUGUGUGUGAGAGAGAGAGAGAGAGAGAGAGAGAGAGAGAGAGAAGAAAUUCCAGGUCUGUGUUCUCUAUGACAGUAUCCUCACCUACUGCCGGUGCUACAGCUGCUUCACUGCCGGAAACAAGGAAGUUAAAGCACCCCCCCCCUCUCCCCUCCCACGCCCCCAUCUUUUGUAUACAUAAAUAAGAGAUGAAUGACUGGAUGUCAUGAACCGACCGGUUAAUCUUGGAAAGAAUCAGACAGAGCUCAGAGUCGGAGGAUGGACUAUAAACCGGUUCUCAUCUUCGUACUGUUCAUCGUGCCCAUGUGGUCGUCCAAGAUGUUCCGGUGCUAUAACGACCAGGAGCUACAGGCAGCGGCGGACAGGAAGCUGAGGACGCACUACCUGCGGCCCACAGAGGCUCCGCGGUCAACGGCUCGCAGCUCAUCUUACUCUUGUCCCCUGGAACUUUACAAGACGCCGCUGUCAGAUGAGCAGCGAGACAGGUCUCUGUCCCCCUGGAGAUUCGUAACUCACAUCAAGGAAGAUCACUUUCCUUCGACAUAUGUUGGUGCUCAGUGCCUGUGUUCAGGAUGCAUCCAGCUCAAAGACAAUAAAAUGAUUGAGGACUAUGACUACAACUCAGUUCCCAUCGUUCAGAACAGAGUGUUUCUCAAAAAGGAGCUUUGUGACGAUAAGAAGACUUACCGUCUGAGGCCAGUGAAUGUGGAAGUAGCUGUGGGGUGUACCUGUGUCAGACCCCAGAGCUCCUAGGGGAGAACCAUCCAGACCUGCUAUCACAUGACACGCAUAAAAUGCAUGAAGUUCAUGAAAUGCACCAAGUCUAAUCAGCGGUGUGAAGUCCUGCAGCAUGCUCAUAGUGAGCAGGCUGUGACUUAGAAGGAACAUCGCUGGGAAUAUUUAAUGCGGCUUCAAAAGUCACACAAGCCUAUUUAUACACUUAGCUAUUUACUGUUUAUUUAUCAAUAAUAUGUUUUGUAGAUGUUUGCUCUCUUAGUUCUGUUUACAGACUCCUCCUGCAUAGUGCAGUAAAUGUAAUCUGGGUAUUUUAUUACUUGAUUUAAUUCAUAUUGAUGACCUUCUCAUUGAAAAAAGCUAUUAUAUAGUUUUGUUACAUAACAAUAACUUCAAAUGGUAUUUGAAGAAUGAUCUAUUUAUUUGGUCUGCUACUCUACUUUGUAUUUAUUUAUGCUCAAGGUUUUGUCCUAGUGGGACUAUAUAAGUCUAGUGAAGACUUCAAGUUUAGCUUCUUUGAAGCAAAAUAAAGAAAAUGUCUGCAUU
This is a messenger RNA of Maylandia zebra (zebra mbuna), 5100 nucleotides long. RefSeq names its product interleukin 17c (gene il17c). Gene Ontology annotation, molecular function: cytokine activity. Lineage: Eukaryota; Metazoa; Chordata; Actinopteri; Cichliformes; Cichlidae. Gene Ontology annotation, cellular component: extracellular region. The record is from RefSeq and is a predicted model, not a curated record.